AUGAUUUCUUUCUAUCUUUCUUCAUUUCCUUUCUUUCUUUCCUUCGUGUUUGAUUUUCCUUUUCACUUCCGUCCUUUGUUUGUUUCUCUGAUCCAUUUCUUUCUUUCUUUCUUUCUUCCUUUCUUUCUUUCUUUCUUUCUUUCUUUCUUUCUUUCUUUCUUAUCUUUUACCAUUUCUGUUCAUUCACUCUCCUCUCUUCUUCCCUCCCUCCCUUCCAUCUUCCCUCCUUUCCUUCCUUCAUCCCUCCCUCCCAUUUCUUUCUUUCUUUCUUUUUUCUUACUUCUUUUUUGCUUUCUUCCUUCCUUCCUUCUUUUUGCUUUCCUCCUUCCUUCCUUCCUUGCUUCUUUCCUUGCUUUCUUCUUUACUUCCUUCCUUCCUUCCUCCCGUCCUUUCUUUCUUCCCCCCUUCUAUCCUUGCUUUCUUCCUCCCUUCCUCUCUUCCUCCCUCCCUUCCAUCUUCCCUACCUUCCUUCCUCCCUCCCUCCCUCCCAUUUCUUUCUUUCUUUCUUUCUUUCUUUCUUUCUUUCUUUCUUUCUUUUUUAUCCUUUUACCAUUUCUGUUCAUUCACUUUCCUCUCUUCUUCCCUCCCUCCCUUCCAUCUUCCCUCCUUUCCUUCCUUCAUCCCUCCCUCCCAUUUCUUUCUUUCUUUCUUUCUUUCUUUCUUUCUUUCUUUUUUGUUACUUCUUUUUUGCUUUUUUCCUUCCUUCCUUCUUUUUGCUUUCCUCCUUCCUUCCUUGCUUCUUUCCUUGCUUUCUUCCUCCCUUCCUCUCUUCCUCCCUCCCUUCCUCCCUCCCUCCCUCCCUUCCUCCUUCCCUCCCUCCCAUUUCUUUCUUUCUUUCUUUCUUUCUUAUCCUUUUACCAUUUCUGUUCAUUCACUCACUCUGUCUGA
Molecule: messenger RNA, 888 nt
Organism: Acanthosepion pharaonis
Lineage: Eukaryota; Metazoa; Mollusca; Cephalopoda; Sepiida; Sepiidae
Source: the annotation of a GenBank genome assembly